CACGUGAUUUAACCGUUAUAUAAUAUUUAUCCGCGCGACUGACCUAAAAACAACUUUUUAAGAACAACAAAAUAGUGUUCGGAUUAUUCCACCAUGCCUUCAUACAAACUUGUCUAUUUUGAUUUGAGAGGACGGGGAGAAAUCGUUCGUCUUUGCUUCCACGCUGCCGGUGUAACUUUUGACGAGGAGAGAAUAGAUUAUCCUUCAGAGUGGACAGCAGAAAAAAAAGCAGCUGCACCGUUUGGCGAACUCCCCUACCUUGAAAUCGAUGGAAAGAAAUUUGCCCAAUCUGGGGCUAUAGCAUCAUAUAUUUCUAGAGAAUAUGGUCUAUAUGGUGACAGUGCCCUGGAAAAUUUAUUCAUUGAUGGCGUAGUAGCAUUAACAGUAGAUUACUUUGAUACAUGGGUCAGGUCAUACUUUGAAGAAGACGCGAACAAAAAGGUAGAAUUAGAAACUAAGUUGAAAAAUGAAGUUCUACCCAAAUUUCUUGGACAUCUAGAAAAAGUCUUAACUGAUAGUGGUUCUGGAUUUUGUUCAGGGCAAAGGCUGACUCUAGCUGACCUUGCUGUUCACCAUACACUUGAAGUUUCCUAUAGAGAUUUUCCCGAUAUCUACGCAAACUACCCGAAAGUUGUCGAAAAUCGGAAGAAAGUUGAAUCACUGCCACGGUUGAAAUCUUAUUUGUCUUCCAGAAAGGUCACAGAGAUAUGAUUCCGAAGUGGAAUCUACAAAAACCUUAAGAUGACUGUAUUAUUAUUAUAAAACAGUUGUUCAAUUUAUUAAACUAUGAACUUCUCCUUCACAUCGAACAAUGCUUUAGGUUCUCACACAGACUUUUGAAUAUACUUAACAUUGUUUCAUUGUACUUGUAUUACUAUUAAAGCUUGGCAGCACUUUCAAAACUUA
Messenger RNA from Patella vulgata (common limpet), 906 nucleotides. RefSeq names its product probable glutathione S-transferase 5. Gene Ontology annotation, molecular function: glutathione transferase activity. The record is from RefSeq and is a predicted model, not a curated record. Lineage: Eukaryota; Metazoa; Mollusca; Gastropoda; Patellidae. The transcript is spliced from 5 exons. Bases 94 to 711 code for a protein of 205 amino acids. Gene Ontology annotation, biological process: glutathione metabolic process.